CUUACCGGCUUACCGCCUUAAAAGGCCCACAUCUAGGUCUUCUUCUUGCCUCCCGGUGGCCGAUCUCUUCAGCGGCGUCGCUCCGAAGAUACGAUGAAGAUAGCGGUCGAGGGCUGCAUGCAUGGAGAACUCGAUACGGUCUAUGCGACGGUCAAGCACCUGGAGGAAGUGGAGAACACCAAGAUCGACCUCCUCUUGUGCUGCGGGGACUUCCAGGCUAUUAGGAAUGAGAAUGAUCUAGAAAGCUUAAAUGUCAAACCAAAGUAUCGUAAUAUGAACUCAUUUUGGAAGUACUACUCUGGACAAGCAGUGGCUCCAUACCCAACCAUAUUCAUUGGUGGGAAUCAUGAAGCAUCCAAUUAUUUGUGGGAGCUGUAUUAUGGCGGAUGGGCUGCACCUAACAUAUAUUUCUUGGGCUAUUCUGGAGUGAUUAAGUUUGGCAACAUCCGAAUUGGAGGGCUUUCAGGAAUUUAUAAGCCAAGGGAAUACCAUUUAGGACAUUAUGAGAUGCCUCCAUAUGAUGAGAAUGAUAUUCGGUCUGUGUACCAUGUGCGGGAGUAUGAUGUGAUGAAGCUCAAGGAAGUUAAGGGCCAGAUAGAUAUAUUCAUGUCACAUGAUUGGCCUCUUCGUAUCACUGAGUAUGGAAAUUGGGAGAAGCUUGUUCGACAUAAACCCUUCUUUAGACAAGAGGUCCUUGAUGGAACUCUGGGCAGUGUGCCUGCUGCAGAGUUGCUAAAAGCACUGCAACCACGUUACUGGUUUUCUGCUCAUCUUCAUUGUAAAUUUCCGGCAAUCAUUCAGCAUGGGGAGAAUGGACCUGUGACUAAAUUCCUUGCGCUCGAUAAAUGUCUCCGAGGGCGCAAAUUUUUGCAGAUUGUCGAUAUCGAAGCAGAUCCAGGACCUUAUGAAGUUCAGUAUGACGAAGAAUGGCUUGCAAUAACACGAAAAUUUAAUAGUAUUUUCCCCUUGACUCGCAAAUCUGUCCAGCUUGGGGGUCUUGAUAAGCAAGAUUAUCAGCAGUGGGUGAGAAAUAAGUUAAAUGCUAGAGGAGCCAAGCCCUUUGAUUUUGUUCCAACAGUCCCAUCCUUUGAUCCUUCUCAACCAUUGUCCAAUCGUUCGCAUUGUGGUAACUUAUUAAGAUCUUAACUAUCUCUUGUGUGCAUGUGCCAUCUUAUGGAUAUAUUAUGUUAUAAAAUGUUUAUAAAUUUUCGAAAAUGAGGCAGAUAAAUUAGACUGCUGGAUUUUCCAGGUUGAAAGAGUUUUCCUUUUAUUGCAUUAUUACUUCUUUGGGGUAUGUAAUCGACACUUCUGAUUUGGAUGCAUAGUCUAUCUUUUGAUCAAUCUCAGCCAGUUUUUCUGUUUCCAUUUUGGGAGUAAUUUGAUGAUUUUGUUAUUUGUUAUUGUCAUCAAAUGUAUACUGAUGUCCAAACAUGUCAAGAUAAAGCAGAAGUUGGUAGGCUUCUCAUUAUAGUUUUUUUUCUUAUAAUCAUUGCCUUGAAUUUAAACCUUAAAUAGAAUAAUACAGUCUGGAGUCGAAUAAAUUGAUCUAUUUCAAGUCUGAAGUCUGUAACGUUGUUGAAUUUUUAUUGUUUAUUCAUCAUGAGGUACACAUUUUUGUCUAGAUUUGGACCUUGUAAUAUCUUUGCCUGUCCUUGACAAGCUUUUAAUUGACUAAGGCGCUGAUCAUCUAUGGAUUUUUUCAUUUGGGGAGUGAGAAGGCUAAGAGCCCAACCAAGUUCAUUAAAAUGUUAACUAUUGUAUUGUUGUUUCUUCAAGUCUGUCCACAUCAACUGAAGUACUUUUAUGCAAUUAUAAUCACAAGAACUUGGUAACUUUGGUUUCAUAAUGUCAUCAUCAUUCUCUAAG
This is a messenger RNA of Phoenix dactylifera (date palm), 1866 nucleotides long. It is a transcript of the gene DBR1, whose product is annotated as debranching enzyme 1. Gene Ontology annotation, molecular function: RNA lariat debranching enzyme activity. Gene Ontology annotation, biological process: mRNA splicing, via spliceosome. NCBI's taxonomy places the organism in Eukaryota, Viridiplantae, Streptophyta, Magnoliopsida, Arecales, Arecaceae. Gene Ontology annotation, cellular component: nucleus. The record is from RefSeq and is a predicted model, not a curated record.